UUUCAUCCCAAACGAAACAGGAAGUGGCUCCAUUCACUGUGUACAGCGCGGCACACGAGUUAAGCCAGUGUCCAUGUUCACGGCUCGCUAUAAACAACAUGAAUGUAUCAGAAAACGGAGCCGAGCCGGCUGCCAUCACGGUGCACAACUUCUCGGAGAAGAUCAUGGAGCAGGUGAUCCACUUUCAUGUCAUGAAGCUGAGCGGCGGCUUCUUCCUGUGGGUCGGUACCAGUCCGCUGCUGUCCAAUCUGGCGGUUUCAAUGAGCAGCAAAUAUGAUCCGAUGCCGUUAUCUACAUUAGUCCUGGGGGAUCCAUCAAACACUGCUCCAAACUCGUUGGCACAGAGAUUAGCAAAGAAGACAAAGAAGCAAGUGUAUGUGAGUUACAGUCUCCCAAUGACAGACUCCAACCUCUCUCUGUUGGUGGAGAACAGGAUCAAAAAAGAGCUGGAGCUUCACCCUGAACACUUUUAACAUUUCAUCCUUUUCGCUCGCUCUCUUUUUGUGAGGAAAGGGCUCAUGCAAGACGGAGGACAACACACUUCAUUCUUCUCCUUUUGUCACCAUCUUCAUUGGACUUACAUGCUUUGUUAAAGUUAUACAACUCCAGACGUACAUGAAAACUCUUAGUGUAAUCAUAUACAAACACAGCACACCAAGUGGUCACAUCAAGUGUUCAUUUAUUGACAUAAUCAAUAAAUUAAGUGGUUUAUUAUCAAAACAUGUAGGCCUAUGGCUUUUUAUACAAAUGCAUCAUAUUAAAAAAAUAACACUUAGAAAACGGCA
Molecule: messenger RNA, 785 nt
Organism: Myripristis murdjan (pinecone soldierfish)
Lineage: Eukaryota; Metazoa; Chordata; Actinopteri; Holocentriformes; Holocentridae
Gene: psmg4
Product: proteasome (prosome, macropain) assembly chaperone 4
Exons: 3
Coding region: 99-473 (124 amino acids)
Biological process (GO): proteasome assembly
Source: RefSeq, a predicted model, not a curated record